UGAACUUGGCCAGGCGGUGUACUUUCUUCUUCAGUAAUUAGCUUGGCUUCCAGCAAAGCCAUGCUUCAGCAUCUUCGAGAACAACCCAUCACGACUAGAGCGCAUCUGUUGUAAAAUACAGUUUAUUUUCAGUUCCCUGUCAGAGAUGGGCGAAAUCAGUGAAGCGUCCUUACUGGAUUACAUCUGUUCCUCAGGAGGAAAAGUCAAAAAUUCUGAUCUGUCCAAAACAUAUAAGCAUUUUAUAAACCAUAGCGAUUUGCAACUACGUGCCAAAUACAGAGAAGAGUUCAAACUCAUCAUUGAUAGAAUUGCUGUGAUAAAAUCUGAGAAUGGAGAGAAAUACCUCAUCCUCAAGAAGAAGUAUAGACAACUAAUACAAGAGCGAGAGUCAGGCGCUGGAAAGGGAGGAGAAUCAGUCAAGCAGGCUCAUCCGAACCCACAAAAUGAGCUCCAGGUCUCUAAUCCAGUGCAGAACCAUAACCCAACAGCUCAGAAAGAGCCAGCACUGGUGGCCUGGUGCUCAGGACCCAUGAUUACAGUCACAGAGGCACCAGAACCGACACAGACCGAUAAUCAGGCAGACAGCACCCUCUUACCGCCAGCAGAGGAACCAGAGAAACCAGAGCUUCUGACGGAGGAGCUUUCAGCGUCAGACAGAGAAGAUGAACUCGACAAGGAUUCAGGGUCAAAGAGUGAAUCUGAGCAGGAGGAGGAGUGUGGAGGCAGUUUGGGAUCCACCGCUGUGGCUCUGGAUCCUCUUGAGAAAGAAUGGAUCUUCUCGGCAGCAAGUGGCAAACUGUCUCAUCUCAUUCAGCUCCUGAAACAAGACUCUUCUCUGGCCAAUAAAAAGGACUUUACCUCAUUCACAGCGCUACACUGGGCUGCGAAACACGGUAAAGAAGACAUGACCACAGUGUUGGCGGAAGCAGGGGCUGACAUCAAUACGAAAGCGCAUGUAAGUACUCCUCACCUUACACUCACCCUGGAUGUGACGGCAUGCAUGGGCUUAUUCUCAAAGGGAUACACACCUUUACACAUUGCAGCACUGCACGGACAUCGACAUAUAGUUGACCUGCUGGUUAGGACGUACGGAGCUAAGGAGAACCUGCGGGACUACAGCGGUCACUUAGCAUGUCAUUACCUCAAUUUACGGGAUACACAAUUAGAAGACCAGGAACUACCUGAAGUCAGCGAGUGCCAAAGUCUAACCCAGGCCGGAGAGCGCAGGAACAGAAAGAUCACGUCAUUAUUUCACUCCAUGAAGAAGUGGGGUUCAGCGGAGGAUCUUGCGCCGGUACCGGAGGAGAGGACUGUUGCUCAUCAGCUCAUGCUGCCUGCGUUUAGGCCUAGAAAGUUCUCACGGUAGACUGUGUGAAGUCCAAACAUCUUCAGUCUUGCUUUAGUGCCAAUUGGAUAGUUUACGGAUGAAAACGCACUUGUUUUCUUUGCUGCUUUUUUCUUUUCGCACAAAUAGUAUGAUGUAAUUAUAUUCACAAUUCAGCUUAAUAAUUAGCUUAGCUAGGCACACUAUGUAACUCUAGUGGUUAAAAAAAAACUGCAUGCAUUUUGCGGAAGAACAUUGUUUUGGUUGUGCUUUGGCUCUGCGUGACUGUGCGGAUGAAUAUGGUUAUCAUACAUUCACUUAAAGGGCUUAAGAGAUAAAAGUGUCACUUUCUCUUUUUGCCAGCAGACUCUCCUCUGUUCAGUGUUUGUUUAAAACGGGUGAUUCUCUGGAGGUUUGAGAUUUAACUGCUCCAUGUCAACCUUUCUCGCUCAUUGUGGCAACUAACCAAUGCCACUCACACACCGUACACACGUCAAAGUAGCCAGAGGAACUUUUCUCUAUUUAUAGAUAAAUAGCGAGUGACGGAUGUACGCGAUUUCCCGACAGGUCUAAAAUAUAAACACUUAUAAUAGGCUUACCAUACUGAAUCAGGGUAAGACAAAAACACGUUUUGGAAGGAUUGAUGUAUUGACCCAUUGUUUAAAUUUUGUUAAUUUUGGGGGGAAAAAAAAGUUACAUAGUGUAUGUUUAAGUUCCAUCUUGAAUAGAGACCAACUUCAGCAUUUCUUUGCCUUAUCUUCACCUUACAAAACUUAAAAGUCAGAACCACAAUUUACGGCUGCGUGAGAAUGUACCAAAAAUACCCUAUUUUCAUAUUGUGUUAAUGUAUUAUGUAAUCAUAAUUAUGUUUAUGUAAAGAUGUAAUGAUUUUCUCUGCCUCUGAAAUAUCUUUUCUUUUAUGAUGAUGUAACCAAGGCUCUGUGGUCUGUGAAAAAUAAUAUCAGCCAAUAAUAUCACAGCCAAGUAUUUUACAAUUCAAGGGUGUCUUUCCUGUUACCUGAAUGUUUAUUUGAAUAAUGUAAUUUAUUUUCUCAUAUAUAAAAGGAAAAAUAAACUGUACUUCGGAUAA
Ctenopharyngodon idella (grass carp) is the source of this 2414-nucleotide messenger RNA. Its product is annotated as ankyrin repeat domain-containing protein SOWAHB. Gene Ontology annotation, molecular function: protein binding. The record is from RefSeq and is a predicted model, not a curated record. Lineage: Eukaryota; Metazoa; Chordata; Actinopteri; Cypriniformes; Xenocyprididae. The transcript is spliced from 13 exons. Bases 146 to 1366 code for a protein of 406 amino acids.